AUGAAGCGUCUUGCUAAACUUCAGGGACCUUCGCCAUCCUCAUCCAGUCCUUCUCCUUCAACAUCCAGUACACCUGUACCAACGCCUGUACCAGUCCAGAAGCCGAAACCUAUCCCGGCUCCAACACCAAAGCGCUCACAAGACGCCGUCCCUGUGCCCUUACCACCUCAGAAGAAGGUGUCUGUUGCUCCUCCAAAGUUCAAUUACUCGACUUGGGAGCCAGGAGUGAUCAGUAGUGUGUUCAGAGUCACUUUGGAUCGGGAUGUGGCCCUUAAGAGCGACAACGACCUUGUAUGGCUGAAGUCCUAUGCCGAGGAUUCUAUGACUGACGAGGGUCCGCCUCGAUUGGCUGCCGAUGCGGUCGAGGGUGUAGUCAUCGCGCGGUUAGAUUUAGAUCCUUCUGCCAUGCAGGUCGACGACGAUUACUCACCCUUCCUUGCUCGUAUUCCGAGCAAUCAGACGGUGUUCGAAUAUUUGACUGGAUGCUGGAAACGGCUGAACACCUCGAAAUCUGCUCUGCUGAGAAGGGGCUAUCCACCGGCCGAUCUCAAGCAAGCUCUUGCACUCGAAGAGAGCAUGCGCCACCUUAUCAUCAGUUACAUUGGAAUAGAUCUUAUGAGCCCGGAAGCUUUCCCUCAUCCUCCAGGCAAAGCCAUUGGUGCUCCAGAAUUUACUUCCAUGCUCCUCUCCCUUUCGUCCUUCGCCGCUUCUCCGUACGCUUCCUCGGGACCUGCGGGCUCAUCCCUCUCGCCCUCUGAGAUUGAAAGCCUCCUCUCUGACAUCGUUUGGCGCUUCGACCCGGAUGGCGAACUUGAGUCCGUCCUUGGUCCCGUCGUCAUAGGACUCCUGCACCACGAAUGUCUUUUCUCACCAGAAGGUAUCGCAAGUGCCGACUCGCUUUGGAGAGGCGUUGUUGGUGGCCUAGAGGUGUUGGUAGCCAACAAAAGCGUGGUGAAGAUGAUGUGUAUGAUGGAGGAAUGGUGCGCAAAUGAUGCGGACGCGCCAAACUUUGAACGGGCUAGUUUGCUUGGACCGCUAUUGAGGUUGAAUGUUUUCCCCACGGAAUGGCCACAUAUUGCCAAGACAUACUUUACCGACGUCGAGGGCAGGCCGGCACAGGACGUUGAAAGUGCACGCAACAGUCUCAGGGGGACAUUGAAAAGCCUCCAGUCGUCGCUCUUCCAAAUAUUUAACACUAUCGUGCGCACGUCGCCCGAAUGUCGAGAAGCAUUCCUCGCAUUUGUCGCUCGCGUCAUCGAAUUGAACAUCAAGCGAGCUGGCAUGCAGGUCGAGGCGGAAACAGUCUCGUCAGAUAGCUUCAUGACCAACUUACAGCUCAUACUAUUCAGCUUUGUCGAUCCCUUCAUGGACGCCAGCUACUCUAAGAUUGACCGCAUCGACCGCCUCUACUACGCGCAUACCUCCCGACUCAACAUCAAGGAGGAAACUCGCAUCAAUGCCACCUCGGACGAAGCCUCACAGUGGGCCGAAGCCAAUCAAUUAGCCCCGGGUGCUCCACCGCCCAACUUCAUUUCGGACGUGUACUUUUUGACGUUGGCGAUGUUCCAUUACGGCUUCUUGAAGACCGUGGAUACCUUCGAAGAAUACGCGAAGGACUUGGAUGAUACGAAGAAAAGGCUGGAGCAAGCGGAGGGGGACACUACUUGGCAGGGCACCAUGAUGGCACCAAGAAUGGAGGCUUACCUCAAACAGCUCAAGGAGGAGAUCUCGAAAAUCACGGCUGCUCAAACAGCCGCCUCAACACAGCUCCUUGACCCUGAAGUCCUCUUCAAAGCGAACGCCUUCGUUUCUUUCGUAACAACAUGGAUUAUCCGGUUCGUGGACCCCAAGAGAGCGCACCCUAAGCCGAUGGUACAGCUUCCACUCCCGGCAGAUGUUCCUGUUGACUGGAAGGUGCUCCCUGAAUAUGUCGUCGAAGAUGCAAUCAACUACCUCGUCUUUGUCGUCCGUCAUCACCCGCAAAGCCUCGAGCUCCAGGGCCGUGACGAACUCCUGAACUUCACACUCUCCUUCCUCACGUCAACAUGGUACAUCAAGAACCCUUUCCUCAAAGCCAAGCUCGUCGAGAUAUUGUUCUUUGGUGCUUGGCCUUAUAGAGGCAAUCAGAGCUUGUUGGGGUCGAAUUUGAAUGCGAGCAAGGUGGCGUUGGACCAUUUGAUGAGAGCGUUGAUGCACUUCUACAUCGAGGUUGAGCAGACGGGUGCAAGCUCGCAAUUCUACGAUAAAUUCAGUACGCGGUAUAUCUCAUACAUAUUGAAAUCGGUGUGGGAAAAUCAAGAGCAUCGGGCUGCUCUGCGGAACGAAGCCAAGAACAACAUUGAAAAGUUCAUCCGCUUCGUCAACCUCAUGAUCAACGACGUGACCUACCUCAUGGACGAGUCUCUCAGCGAACUUCACCAGAUUUACACCAUCCAGCACGAGAUGGACCAACCCGAAUGGUCCACCCGGCCCCUCCAACAACGUCGGGAACGCCUAAGUACCCUAGGCGGACUCGAGCGACAUGCGAGCUCCUACGUCUCGCUCGGAAAGUCCACCGUUGACAUGCUCAAGCUGUUCACUGCCGAGACAAAGGAGCCCUUCAUGAUGCCCGAGAUCGUGGACAAGCUCGCGGCGAUGCUGGAUUACAACCUCGAAGCCCUCGUCGGACCAAAAUGCAAGGAACUGCGCGUGAAGAAUAUGGAGAAGUAUUCGUUCAACCCGAGGAAGCUGUUGAGCGACGUGUUGCAGGUGUAUCUGAAUUUGAGCGACUGUGGCGAGUUUGUGAAGGCUGUGGCGGGUGAUGGGCGGAGUUAUAAGAAGGAGUUGUUCGAGAGCGCGGCGGGGACGGCGAUGAGGUAUGCGUUGAAGACGGAGGGGGAGAUCGAGAAGUUGAGGUUGUUUGUGGUCAUGGUCGAGGAGGCGAAGGCGACGAUGGAUGCUGAAGAGGAGUUGGGAGAUGUGCCGGAUGAGUUCUUGGAUCCGUUGAUGUACACCGUCAUGAAGGAUCCGGUCAUUCUUCCGUCUUCGAGGACAGUCAUUGACCGGUCGACUAUCAAGUCUCAUUUGUUGUCCGACUCGAAGGACCCGUUCAACAGACAGCCUUUGAAGAUCGAGGAUGUCGUUCCUGACGAUGCCUUGAGGACUCGAAUCCAAGAGUUCCUCAUAGCGAGAAGAAACCCUGCUUUGGGCCAAAGUGCCGAAAACACUGUGCACCUGCACGAUGGUACGGACCAGGCUGAUGAAAUGACUGGUAUUAGUGCCAACCAGGGAGAGGCGAUGGACACCUCGUAG
Messenger RNA from Stereum hirsutum FP-91666 SS1, 3291 nucleotides. RefSeq lists its product as uncharacterized. Gene Ontology annotation, cellular component: ubiquitin ligase complex; cytoplasm; nucleus. Gene Ontology annotation, molecular function: ubiquitin-ubiquitin ligase activity. Gene Ontology annotation, biological process: protein polyubiquitination. The transcript is spliced from 18 exons. NCBI's taxonomy places the organism in Eukaryota, Fungi, Basidiomycota, Agaricomycetes, Russulales, Stereaceae. Bases 1 to 3291 code for a protein of 1096 amino acids. The record is from RefSeq and is a predicted model, not a curated record.